CAACGUCAAUGUUUUGGGCAGGCGUUGGCAGGGGAACCAAAGUCCAUUACUUAAUAUCUUACCUAAUCCACCCAAACAGCAAACCCGCCGGGUUUCACUUGCUUUCCCUCCCCGCUACAAACUAACCAACUAACGACAGACAGGCAACUUGCUAGACCAACCAACAAUAAUAAGCAGAAACAUCCCUCACUUGUCUUGUCUUGUCUCCUUAUCUCUUGUCUCUGCCCGGCAGUUCUCUGACAUCCCUCUAUACUCAACCAACUACCACCUCGUUUUGUUCGUCUAUCUCGUUGACCGACCAUACCUUUUGUUUACCUGCCCCUCUCCACUUAAGACUCGCCUACCCUUAACAAACAACAACCGUCAACAUGGAUAGAAUCAAGGAGAAAAUGAACACCCUCCGCCUGGAGGCCGACGAUGCCCACGCCAAGGUCGAAGAGCUACAGGCUAAAGUCAAGGCUCUCGAGCAGGAGAAUCUGGCAAAGGAGCAGGAAAUCAAAUCUCUCACACAUCGAAACCAGCUGCUGGAGAGCGACAUCGAGAAGCUCGAGGUCGAUCUUAAAGAAGCUAAGGCUUCCGCCUCCGAGAACGCCCAGCAUGGUACACAGAAUGAGUCUAUGCAAAGACGUCUGCAGCUCCUCGAGGAGGAGGCCGAGGAGACUGAUAAGACCCUCCGUGAGACGAAUGAGAAGCUCCGCCAAACCGAUGUCAAGGCCGGACACUACGAGCGCAAAGUCCAGGCGCUCGAGACUUCCCGUGACCAAUGGGAGGCCAAGUAUGAGGAAAUGGCCCAGAAGUACGAGAAUUUGCAGAAGGAGCUACGGGAGCUGGAGACUGCCAUGGGCAAUGUGUAGAUGAUGGGGGUAGGGAGCGUGGUGUAUACAAAUAUAUUCUUCAACAAGCUUGUCUCUUUCUUCUUAGUCUCGCCUCGUGUCGCUUCUCUCCAUAUGUGAUUGCGAUCUCGUGCUUCUAGUCACUGCUUGAACUGUUAAAGGAAGACAGAAAACCGCCAAAUAACAUGUCACUGUUCUGACCUUGAAGCUACUGUCAUGUGUCAUGUGCUUUUCUUUUCUUUUCUUCUUUUUUUCCCCCCUACUAUCCUCUUUUAUAUUUAUUUCCCCAAAUUUGUCCACGUAUGAUUUAUCUUUCCCGACUGCGGUACAUAGAGCCUUUAAUGAGAUUCGAUUCAUUGUUGCCCAUGGCAACUGUUCCAUAUGUUCUGUUUAUCAGGUUCGUAGAGUCGUGGCCGUAAUCAUUCGUAUCUGUUGCAAUGAUGUAUCUCAUUUGAUCAAAUCGAAUGAAUAACUCCAUACGUCUCGUCGGGAAUGAAUCUAUGUCGCCACCCUCCUCUCCCUCGCCCGCUUCUUGCCCCCAGCCCGCUCCUUGAACUUCGUAACCCUCCGCUCGGCCUUAUUCUCAUACCGGAAACUCCUCUUCUUCCUCUUCGAAUUACUCUUCGACCGACCCGACGCAUUAUCACCAUUCUUAUCAGUAUCCUUGUUUUUACUCUUAUACUUCGGGUUCUCCUUGGUCCAUACUCGCUUUUUCGGUUUUGAUGUAUCCUCACCACCCUCUCGUCCUUCAUGUUCCGCCUUGUUCUUGUUCUUUUUCUCUUCCCCAUCAUCUUCACUGUCGUCUUCGUCGUCGUCACUCUCCACACCAACUCUCCUCCUCAGCCCGUCCCGCGAAGAAGAAUCCAACUCCUCCACCGUAACAGUCGUAUAUUUAUCCUCGUCGAUAUAUUCCGCCUCAUAGUCGACCGGCGGUGGCUCGGCGAUUCCCUCCCACUCCUCAUCCGUACUAUUAUCAUUCUCCCCAUCUUCAUCCUCAUCGGAACCGCUCUCCCCCGCCGCCGCACGGCUUAUCUCCCGCAUCAGCGUUCUGUUUUGCUCAAGGGCUCGUUCGAAUUCUGCGCGGCGCUCGUCUCGUAUCUUUUUUACCCCAUUAAAUAGGAUUGGUUAAUGAAUUUAACAAUGGAAACACAGCACCUCAAAUGGAUUUCUCUUCUUUUCUUUCCCGGAAAAUUGUAUAUAUAUCUUUUUGAAAUUCAACCAGAAGAAGAGAAACUACUAACCCGCCGCCUCUGCUCCCUCUUCUCCUCCUUCGCUCUCUUCUCCGCAUUCUCCUGUGCCUGCUUGGCGCGCUGUACCUUGCGCUUAUGGAAACCCGUCAAGUACUCCGCCCGCGCACUGGGAUCGAAGAGGAUCUCUGGAACGGCGUUGGGGUGGGAGGAGGUCAGUUUGCGUUUUUUGGGGUAAGGCGCCAUAUUUUCUAUCUUCCUAGCGCUCUGGUUCUGUUUGCGGGUUGAUUUAACUAUUUAUUUAUUUGGUUGUUUUCUUCUUGGUGCUGGUUUCGCUUGCGAGGAUCGGGGUAUUGAUUAAUUGAUUAAGUAGGGGUUAGUGAAGUGUUAGGGGAAAGAUUGUACAGUAUUUGCUUCGAUGAUUCCUUUUAUUUAGAUAAAAAAACAAGAAUUAUCAGAGCUUCAAGUUUAAGCGGGCAUCAGUGCCAAGGAAUGAAUUUGCCAAGCCUUCGAUCCACAUCAAGCCUAGCGCUAUCAACCGGCAGUCCUUCUCCAACGACCUAUAUACAGUAGAUUUGUGCAGAUAUUAGGAUUGAUUCCGACUCUAUCAUAACUCACCACUGACAUCUUCUCUACUGAUUUUACAACGUCUCUAACGAGCUAUCCUUCGACUGGGGAAUAGCAUCUGCUCAUCCAAACUGUCACCUUUCGUCAGCGAUGCGUGGAUGUUUAGAUCGAUCGAUCAUGAGUCCUUAAAAGAACAAAAUUAUGGCGGAUAAUCCGCAUGGUGUUACGAAGCCCGUUCCUCAUCCUUGCACUCGGGGGUUCUAACAUAUGGCAUCCAUCCUCCCACGAAAGCAACGCGGAGCUAGUGGAUCCGCGACGUGGCGAAUGCGAUUACUGACUUGAGAAAACAUGAAGCUUCAAAAUUCGCUGUUCUAGAAAUACAUGACAGAGGGACACCUGCUGUCUAUGCAUAUAUAAGUGACGUCAGGCGUGUGGGCCAACCGUCGAAAGGUGCACUCAGAGGGGUUCGCGAGGUUCAUCUCAUGUCAUAGUCGCAAUGCAAAGACUUCUGUCUAUAUAAACUAGGCCCGCGCCUUCGAAUCUUGUCAAGCUUCUUAGAUGCCGUUUGCCGGUGCCAUUGAAAUAGUAAAUGCGGCUGACGGAGGGAGUUCUGAAACCGCCACAUCAAUAAAUACAUUGUUAAUAUCCAGAGAGGAGGAGGCAUGCGUUUCUUACUCUUUCUUUCACUGGGAUAUGCAGUCUCUAUCUUCGCUAAAUAAAGAUGUCGGGGCCGUAUUCCGUCAACUUCCACCCAGGCACAGAUAAAAAAGAGUGUUUCUUUUUCAGAGUGGUUUGUCUGAAACAACUAAUGAUAUUCACCUGAAGCUAAAAAUGACGACGAGACGCGAUUUUUAUUUAACAUUUUUCGCGGACUCGGAUUCGUCCUGCCAUUAAGAGCAAGUACGGGACCGCUCAGAACUACAGUGUACUCAUCUUGGAUAAAUUUCAUCUAAUAACUACAAAGCCAAACGUUUUUCGUACUGGUGAUAAGCCAUAUAAUACCUGCUUUGAAAAUUCUGCUCAUUGAAGACCAGUGAAGUUUAACGUCAUCGCUUUCAUCGGGUUCUUUCACAUGAAAUCUCACUCGCGCCGAAGUGGCAUAUGAUAUGUAUGCGAGGAUAUUACUCAACCAAUCUUCAAAUCUUUUUACCUUUUCCUUUACAACAUCAUUCUCUCAUCAUCCCAUCAUCGAGGUUAAUCUAGUUGUUCUGGAUUGCCAUGGGUGUCCUCCAAAGACGAAACAGAGACAUUUCGCCACAAGACCUGCUUACCUCCGGAUAUGCUGACUAAUAAAACAGCCUAUAUAAUUCCCAAUGAGGGUGUAGUUUAUGCCUUCGGGCAUUUGGUCAAUUGAAACGAUACAGAGAAGAUUAGCAUGGCCCCUGCACUAAGGAUGACACGCUCAAUCAAAGAGAAGCUACAAGUUUUUUUUUAUAUCCCUUACUGACCCUUCGUGGUGAUGGAUCGUGCGGUCUUGUAAUUUUUGAUGCAAGUUUCGAUGGUUUUGGUGGGGAAAUGCGCAAUAGGCGUUGAGUGGGCUGAGGGCAGUAGUGGUGUUGUGGGUUCGAAACGGGGAAACGUCAGAUUUAUUUUAACCAGCCCAACGACAUUUUUUUUUUUUUUUUUUUCCCCACCAAGUCGAGGCAGAAACAAAAUCUCAAAUCUCAAAAUAGAAUAGAGUAUAAUAAUAAUAAAAAAGGAAUAAAAUAGCUCUCCACGGAGCGGGGAGUGCUUUUUCUUUCCCACAAGGCAAAGGAACCACCCCCUCAGUCAUCUAAAACGAAUUUUGCGUAUGCCAUGGCUAUUAUUGAAUCAAACAAAU
Blastomyces dermatitidis ER-3 is the source of this 4409-nucleotide messenger RNA. RefSeq names its product tropomyosin. Gene Ontology annotation, biological process: actin filament organization; mitotic cytokinesis. Gene Ontology annotation, molecular function: actin filament binding. The transcript is spliced from 4 exons. Bases 369 to 854 code for a protein of 161 amino acids. Lineage: Eukaryota; Fungi; Ascomycota; Eurotiomycetes; Onygenales; Ajellomycetaceae. The record is from RefSeq and is a predicted model, not a curated record. Gene Ontology annotation, cellular component: actin filament; actomyosin contractile ring.